Amblyraja radiata (thorny skate) is the source of this 2479-nucleotide messenger RNA. It is a transcript of the gene abcd4, whose product is annotated as ATP-binding cassette, sub-family D (ALD), member 4. The transcript is spliced from 19 exons. Bases 120 to 1970 code for a protein of 616 amino acids. Lineage: Eukaryota; Metazoa; Chordata; Chondrichthyes; Rajiformes; Rajidae. Gene Ontology annotation, molecular function: ATP binding; long-chain fatty acid transmembrane transporter activity; ABC-type transporter activity. The record is from RefSeq and is a predicted model, not a curated record. Gene Ontology annotation, cellular component: peroxisomal membrane. Gene Ontology annotation, biological process: very long-chain fatty acid catabolic process; fatty acid beta-oxidation; peroxisome organization.
UCACGUGACGCCAGUGUUCUGUUCCCGGAGGGAGUUGGAUCCUGACCUCGGGCGUUGCCUGUGUGGAACCUUGGUCCCGUGCGGGUGAUUGACAGGUCGCUGGUGCAGAGCAGAGGGCGAUGCCGGGCAUCAAAGGGCAGCAGGAGCGCAGCAGGCCGAAGCUGGACGUUCUGCUGUUGAAACGAUUCCUGCGGAUCCAGGCCAUCCUCUUCCCGUCAUGGUCGUCGCAGAGUGUGCUGAUGUUCGCCACGCUGCUCUCUGUAGCAUUGCUGGAGCAGCUGGUGGUUUACCAGGUGGGGAUUGUCCCCAGCCGCUUCUUCAAAGUUCUGGGCAGCAAGGACCUGGUUGGUUUUAGAGACCUGACCUCCGUAGCCAUCUGCCUCAUCGUGGCCAACUCUCUGCUGAAGAGUUUUGACCAAUACAUCUCGAACCUGAUGUACAUCAGAUGGAGGAAGAGCCUGACCCAGACACUGCACCGGAUCUACUUCAGGAGGAAGGUCUACUACACACUGAACGUUCUCCACACCAGCCUGGACAACCCCGACCAGCGCAUCAGCCAGGACGUGGAGAGGUUCUGCCGAGGGAUGAGCACGAUGGCCACCAACCUCAUCAUCUCACCCUUCACCCUGACCUACUACACCUACCAGUGCUUUUACAGUACGGGCUGGCUGGGCCCCGUCACCAUCUUCAUAUACUUCAUCAUCGGCUCCGUGGUCAACAGGGCUCUGAUGGGGCCCAUUAUCCCAACCCUCGUACAACAGGAGAAGCUGGAGGGAGACUUCCGAUUCAAACACAUGCAGGUCCGUGUCAACGCCGAGUCAGCAGCUUUCUACCGAGCAGGACGGGUGGAGCAGAUGCGAACAGACCGGAUACUCCAGGAGCUGCUUCGUACACAGGGGAGGCUGGUGACCAGGGAACUGCGGCUCUACAUCGGAGUGAACAUCUUCAACUACCUGGGCAGCAUCGUCAGCUACUUGGCCAUAGCCAUCCCCAUCUUUGCCGGCCGCUACGACGGUCUUGCCCCGGCUGAUCUGAUUGAGCUCAUCAGCAAGAAUGCCUUUGUGUCCAUCUACCUCAUCAACUGUUUCAGCCGUCUCAUCGACCUCUCGACCACUGUCUCUGAGCUUGCCGGCUACACACACAGAAUCGGGGAACUGCAGGAGGCGAUCGGCCGUCUCUCCGCAUCACGCGGCAGGCGCGGAGCCUCCACGCUCGAAGACCCGCCCGCGUCGCAUGAGAGCGGCUUGGAUUCGUCGGAGGAGGAGGGAGAGAUGGAUGGGCAGGGGCAGUCUGACCACACUGCUUUCAUCCUGGAGGGGGUUUCCUUCACCGCCCCCUGGUCUGAGGAGUUGUUGGUGAAGAACCUGACCCUGAAGAUCACGUCGGGACAAAGCCUCCUGAUCAUCGGCAACACAGGCACCGGGAAGACCACUCUGCUCCGGGUCCUGAACGGAUUAAGGGAGAUUACUCAGGGCUCUCUCCGCAUGGCCACCUGCUUUGGGCCUCGAGGGGUUCUCUUCCUCCCACAGAGGCCCUACUUCACUGACGGGACCCUCAGGGAACAGGUGAUUUACCCUCUGAAGGAAAUCUACCCUCUUUCAGGGUCAGCCGAUGACAAAAGAAUUCUCCACUUCUUGGAGGCCACCGGCUUGGGGCCUCUGCUGAAGAGGACGGGCGGGCUGGAUGAGAUAGUUGGUUGGAACUGGUACGACGUGCUGUCUCCGGGAGAGAUGCAGCGGCUCACCUUCGCCAGGCUCUUCUAUCACCAGCCGGAGUUUGCAGUGUUAGACGAAGCCACGAGUGCCCUGACUGAAGAGACGGAAGCGGAGCUGUACCACAUCUGUACACAUCUGGGGAUGACUGUGGUCAGCGUGGGACAUCGCAGCAGCUUGGAGAAGUACCAUGACUCAGUGUUGCAUCUACUGGGAGAUGGGAAAUGGGAGCUGAGUGCAGUCCAGCACCACACCUGAUCUCCUCCAGGGACAGGCUCCUCAUCCCCACUCGUGGAAGCCCAGGAUGAAACCUCUGCCCCAGCUAUCCCCUUCGACAUUGUGAUUAACUCUGAUUGCUUUCACAUCGGUGGCACGGAACAACUGAGAAUGGCCCUGGGAUCUCAAGCACGUCUUGCUCCGUAGCUCGAAGGACAAUAUCGUGCAAACUUUACAAUCCAAGACCAUCUCGGAUCAGCUCCUUCCGAAUGUCCACGCAAGGAACUGCAGAUGCCGGACUCUUGCGUAGAACAAAAAGCGCUGGAGUAACGCAGCGGGUCAGGCGGCAGCUCUGGAGAAAAGGCAUAGGUGACGUUUCGGGUCAGAACUCUUCUUCAUUCUGCUGGACACAAAGUGGUGGAGUAACUGAGCUGGUCAGGCAGCAUCUCUGCAGAACCUGGGAAGGUGACUAUUGCGCCAGGACCCUUUGGUUUAGUUUAGUUUAGAUAUCUGGAACAGAAACGAGCCCUUCGGCCCACCGAGACCAUGCC